Microplitis mediator is the source of this 2861-nucleotide messenger RNA. RefSeq names its product protein groucho-like. Gene Ontology annotation, molecular function: transcription corepressor activity; protein binding. The record is from RefSeq and is a predicted model, not a curated record. NCBI's taxonomy places the organism in Eukaryota, Metazoa, Arthropoda, Insecta, Hymenoptera, Braconidae. Gene Ontology annotation, cellular component: transcription regulator complex; nucleus. Gene Ontology annotation, biological process: negative regulation of canonical Wnt signaling pathway; regulation of DNA-templated transcription. The transcript has 11 exons. Bases 374 to 2758 code for a protein of 794 amino acids.
UGAAUUAGUUUACAUUGAACCGCCGUGUGAGCGACAUCGUGUCGAGUUCACCCGGGUUAAAUUAUUACGAUCCACGGAAGCGGUUAAUUUAACAACAAGUACGAGUUACUUUAAGUGAUGUUUUGAUAAAUAAUUAUUUAUUUUAAUCAGUGAAGUGAAAUGAAUAAAGUGGUAAUGAAAUGUGGGAAAAGUGAUGAGUGAUUUUAGUGGAUUAUUUAUUUUAAAAUAAAUACAUAUUUAGGAAGACCGAGAAACGGAAGAGAGGAAGUAUUGGGUAUAGUGCAAAGUGUGUGCUGACGUGUCUUGAGAAAGUAAGAGUAAGAAGACCUUGGCGGUAAUUUAAAGUGAUAAAAGAGAAGGUGGAAGGUGGAGGAUGUACCCUAGUGCUGGUAUUAAUGCGGCAGCUGUGGCUGCGGCAGCUGCUGCACGUCACCCGGGCCCACCGCAGCCCGGCCAGCCGUUCAAGUUUACGGUGGGCGACUCCUGCGACAGGAUUAAGGAGGAGUUUAAUUUUCUUCAAGCACAGUACCACAACAUGAAGUUGGAGUGCGAAAAAUUAGCUACCGAGAAAAUAGAAAUCCAACGGCACUACGUUAUGUAUUACGAAAUGUCAUAUGGUCUGAAUGUCGAAAUGCACAAGCAGACGGAAAUAUCUAAGAGACUGAAUGCAAUAAUUGCUCAAAUCCUGCCAUUUCUAUCUCAGGAACACCAACAGCAGGUACUGACGGCUGUAGAUAGAGCUAAACAAGUCACGAUGUCUGAACUUAAUUCCAUUGUUGGGCAACAACGACCAGACAUACCCAGGCUGUUACAGCAGAUGCACGCCCAGCAAAUGCCGCCUGGAGCGGCUAUUGGGCCACAUCCCGGUCUACCUGGAUUACCUGGUCUAGGUCCAGCCGGUGGACUUCAGGUUCCUACAUCCGCUUCCGCAGCACUUCUUGGCCUUGGACUUACGCCGGGUGUUGCUACGACUGCCGGUAGUAAUUCAGCUCAUCCACUUGCCAUACUUGGAAAACCGGAACACCAUCGGGGCCAACCAGAUGAUCUUAAAAGCAACGGAGGGCUCAGCUCGACAGAGGAACGACACCGAAGUUCGAUAUCGCCAGGCGAUAAAUACAGUAGACCGAGAACACCACAAGAUUCACAUCACGGACAUUCACAGAACCAUCAUGACCAUCCAAUGCAUAUUAAAAAAAUGAAGAAGGAGCAGGACAAAGACAUAGGACAUAGUGACGGUGAAAAAAGUGACCAGGAUUUGGUGGUAGACGACGCAAGCGAAGAGCCAACGAGUCCUGUUGUUAACGGAACAUCAUCUCCGCGCGAAAACGGACUUGAAAAAGGCUCCUCGUUAAAUUCAAAUGCCCAGACUAAUAAAAAAGAUAUACCGCCACACUCGCCGCGAAGUGGAACGAGCAGUAAUGCAAGCACGCCGUCGGCGAAGAAGAUGGAGGAACGUGAGAAACCAAUGACGCCGAUAUCAAAGCCAAUGACACCGACCUCGGCCUCGGGCUGUGUCAAGGCUACCAGUUCGAGCAAACUUCUGCAGGGACCACCGCCCCAGGGAGUUGCUGGAGGUUAUCCUUCACAUUACCCUCAGGGACCACCACCGCAUCAUCUCCCGCCGGCUGGGUUACAUCCUCACGUAGACAUGAUGGGUUACAACGGAUACGCUGCGCCACGGGGACCACCCUCGCUUCAGCAGCUCUAUGAUCCCCAUAAUGCCAUAAGAGCACCCGCAGGUGCCGUUGGAGUACAUGGUGGCAAACCAGCUUACAGCUUCCACGUGCCAAGGGAGGGUCAAAUGCAGCCCGUGCCAUUUCCACCUGAUGCGCUUUCCGGACCGGGAAUCCCACGGCACGCGCGCCAGAUAAACACUCUCACUCAUGGCGAGGUUGUGUGUGCGGUGACAAUCUCCAACCCCACUAAGUACGUUUACACUGGGGGCAAGGGCUGUGUCAAAGUCUGGGACAUUGGCCAGGGCGGCCGCAGUACCGGUCAUGGUCCAGUUUCCCAACUCGAUUGCCUCCAACGCGACAACUACAUCAGAUCAGUAAAACUGCUGCCUGACGGCCGAACGCUUAUCGUCGGUGGCGAAGCUAGCCAACUCAGUAUCUGGGACCUGGCGAGUCCGACACCUAGAAUAAAGGCCGAGUUGACGUCCGCAGCACCUGCUUGCUACGCUCUCGCAAUAUCCCCCGACUCAAAGGUCUGCUUCAGCUGCUGCAGCGACGGCCACAUCGCCGUCUGGGAUCUACACAACCAGUCUCUCGUCAGACAGUUCCAAGGACACACGGACGGUGCCUCCUGCAUAGACAUCUCCGCAGACGGGUCCAAACUCUGGACCGGUGGUCUCGACAACACCGUAAGGUCUUGGGACCUCAGAGAGGGCAGGCAGCUCCAGCAGCACGACUUUACCUCCCAGAUAUUCUCCCUGGGCUACUGUCCCACCGGCGAGUGGCUCGCCGUCGGCAUGGAAAACUCAAACGUUGAGGUCCUCCACUCAAUAAAACCCGACAAGUACCAAUUACACUUACACGAGUCUUGUGUCCUGUCGCUUAAAUUCGCCUCCUGCGGCAAGUGGUUCGUCUCCACCGGCAAAGACAAUCUACUGAACGCGUGGCGUACGCCAUAUGGUGCCUCCAUAUUCCAGUCAAAGGAAUCAUCGUCGGUAUUGAGCUGUGACAUUUCUGCUGAUGACAAAUACAUUGUCACUGGUUCUGGUGACAAGAAAGCUACUGUAUAUGAAGUCAUAUAUUAAUAAAAUAUAGGAGAUAAAUAAAUAAAUAAAAAGAUUUAUAAUUUAAAUGAAUUUUAAUUGACGAGACAUUUUCGCGUGCGUUAAUUGUCGUUGUAAAUAUUUU